Stylonychia lemnae is the source of this 402-nucleotide messenger RNA. Lineage: Eukaryota; Ciliophora; Spirotrichea; Sporadotrichida; Oxytrichidae. The record is from the annotation of a GenBank genome assembly.
AUGCUGAAUGGCUUUUUCGGGGCAAAAAAAGGUCAUAUUGCAAUAGAAGGUUAUGUCAGAACAAUGUUUGAAGCAUUUAAAUUUGAAGAUGAAAACGAUCAAAGACCAUUUUAUCUAAAUACAUGCAGCUUUAAAACUACAGCUUCUACUUUGAUUGGCACUGGGCCAUCAGCAUUUGGAGUAAGUUCAGCUAGCUAUCUUAAUAGAGAUGGUAAUCAAGACAUAGUUGUGAGGGAUCAUCCAUAGUUAGAAUACUUAACCCAUAUUAAGGUUCUUGAUGAAAAUAAUCAGGUUGCUGCUCUAACAAUUAAAAUUGUAGGCAAAGACUCAUAUGCAGCUUCAUGGCUUAAUGAAUAUAGAGAUUAUUAGACAUUUGGUUGGGAAGAUCUUACUAUAUUUUGA